Molecule: messenger RNA, 420 nt
Organism: Cherax quadricarinatus
Lineage: Eukaryota; Metazoa; Arthropoda; Malacostraca; Decapoda; Parastacidae
Source: RefSeq, a predicted model, not a curated record
UUUAAUUUCUCUUAAUUACAGCUAAGAUGCUAGAUUAUCUGCAGGAAGAUCUUGACUCAAUGCACAAGGAACUUGAGAUGUGGCGCAGUGAGAACAAACAGUUGACACAGACUCUCAAACGUGAACAGAGCUUAACAGAACACGAACUGGAACCCUUGCAGUCUCAACUAGUUGAGCUUGAGACAGCAGUUCAAGACCAACGUGAUAAACUGUCUGCUAUCAAAUCCAACAUUUUGAGGAAUAAUGACAAAAUAUCACGGUUAAUGGCUGGCAUAAACUUAAAUAUAUAGUACUGUGUGGCAUAUCGUGCACAUACUGUGUUUAACUCCUUUUAUUUAUAGACUAGUCAUUGAAUAGUAUGUAUGUAAUAAUUAUUCGUGGAAUGCAGAAUCUCUAAUGAAUUAAACUCUUAUUAUAUUA